Eubalaena glacialis (North Atlantic right whale) is the source of this 2026-nucleotide messenger RNA. It is a transcript of the gene SHQ1, whose product is annotated as SHQ1, H/ACA ribonucleoprotein assembly factor. The record is from RefSeq and is a predicted model, not a curated record. Lineage: Eukaryota; Metazoa; Chordata; Mammalia; Artiodactyla; Balaenidae. Gene Ontology annotation, cellular component: nucleoplasm; cytoplasm. Gene Ontology annotation, biological process: box H/ACA snoRNP assembly.
CGUGCCUAACAGAAGGGGUACCGGAGCGUGCGGACUUCUUGGAGAGUUUGAGUGGCAGGACUGCGACUGCUGCGAGGGUGACCGACUUGGGCACCAGAGUCCGGCGUGGUGAUGCUGACCCCGGCGUUCGACCUUAGCCAGGACCCCGACUUCCUGACUGUCGCCAUCCGCGUGCCCUACGCCCGGGUCUCCGAGUUCGACGUCUACUUCGAGGGGGUCGACUUCAAGUUCUACGCCAAGCCGUACUUUCUCAGAUUAACCCUUCCUGGAAGAAUUGUAGAAAAUGGAAGCGAGCAGGGAUCCUAUGCUGCAGAUAAAGGAAUUUUUACCAUUCGAUUGCCCAAAGAAACUCCUGGCCAGCAUUUUGAAGGGCUGAACAUGUUAACUGCUCUACUGGCACCAAGAAAAUCCAGGACUGCAAAACCACUUGUGGAAGAAAUAGGUGCUUCUGAGGUUUCUGAGGAAGGAGUAGAAGAUGACGAUGAAGAGUUUGAUUGGGAAAUUGAACAGUCCCCCUAUGAAGAGGUACCAGAACGUACUUUGAAUCCGGAGUGCCGCUAUGGGUUUGGAAACUUACGCUCAGGAGUGUUUCAGCGGUUACAGGAUGAAUUGAGUGAUGUUAUCGAUCUUAAGGAUCCAGAUUUCACCCCUGCAGCCGAACGAAGGCAGAAGCGCCUGGCUGCUGAGCUGGCCAAGUUUGAUCCAGAUCAUUAUCUAGCUGACUUUUUUGAAGAUGAGGCAGUUAAACAGGUUUUGGAGUAUAAUCCUUGGUGGAUUGAUCUGUAUUCAAAAAUGAUGGCUUCUUUGGGAAAGAGUCAGGAACAAGAAAAUCUUGCUGCGUUAGUGUCUUUUUCUGAAGAAGAGAAAUAUCAGCUGCGAAAAUUUGUCAAUAAAUCUUACCUGCUGGACAAGAGAGCCUGUCGUCAGGUGUACUACAGUUUGAUUGAUAUCCUUCUGGCAUAUUGCUAUGAAACCCGUGUCACCGAAGGAGAGAAGAAUGUUGAAUCCGCAUGGAAUAUCAGAAAACUGAGUCCAACACUCUGCUGGUUUGAGACUUGGACUAAUGUUCAUGAAAUCCUGGUGUCUUUUGGAAGAAGAGUUUUGUGCUAUCCACUUUACCGCCAUUUCAAGCUGGUGAUGCAAGCCUACAGGGACACUAUAAAGAUGUUGCAACUAGGUAAAAGUGCAGUUUUAAAGUGCCUACUGGACAUUCACAAAAUUUUUCAGGAAAAUGACCCAGCUUACAUUCUAAACGAUCUCUACAUCUCAGACUACUGUGUGUGGAUUCAGAAAGCCAAGUCCAGAAAGUUGGCAGCUCUUGCGGAAGCCUUAAAGAAAGCAUCGAGCAAGGCCCAGCUGGGGUUGGAACUGCAGGAACUGGAAGCGGCGGCACUCUUGGUCCAGGAGGAAGAAGCUGCAUCGAAAGCAGGAGCCCGAUGCACUUCCGGGCAGCAGACGCCUUCCUCCAGCUCUGAGACAAGCGAUUCGGAGGAAUCAGAGAGCAGCACGUCAUCUGAGACCGAGGACUCAGCCUCGGAACACGAGGAGCCCAGAGGUGGUGAAUCGGAGGCAGGGCCUUCCUUGCUCGGUCCCUUUGUUGAGGAAAGCAGCACGGCCCUGCUUCCUGACCACGGUGGGAUGUGCAGAAGCGUGGUCCUCCCAGGAUCUGAUGAUGGUCAGGGACAGCCGCUCGCCUCUCCCCGGGCUCCUGCGGCAUCUGAGCCUCUAAUCCAGGAGCUUGGAGAACAACUGGAGACUUUGGUUCAGAUUUCUGAGCCCAAGGGCUCUGCUGCUGGACACGUGCUGAAGAGAGACAGCCGGCAGACACCCAAGAAUUGACUCUGAGUGGUCUCAUUCGUUAUUGAGAAUUACGUCAGAUUUGGUUUUGUUGACCGAAUGAGAAUUCUUCAUUUUCACUUUGUACUUUUCCUUAGUGUAUACAACAUUGUUUGUCAGUGAGCUAAUGUUGACACCAGUCGGUUUUCUUGUUGCACCUUUAAAAAUAAAGUUCUAAAGUUUUUCUUAA